Cydia pomonella (codling moth) is the source of this 2563-nucleotide messenger RNA. RefSeq lists its product as uncharacterized. The coding region runs from base 433 to 1791 and encodes 452 amino acids. The record is from RefSeq and is a predicted model, not a curated record. The transcript has 3 exons. Gene Ontology annotation, molecular function: nucleic acid binding; zinc ion binding. NCBI's taxonomy places the organism in Eukaryota, Metazoa, Arthropoda, Insecta, Lepidoptera, Tortricidae.
GAUAAGAGUUUGUAUGAGUAAGCACUCUACAUUUUACCUUUUAUAUUUACGUUAUACUUUAGAACUUAAGUAGUUUUAAGAACACAAGGAUGCAAUCAUUUAUACGGAAUCAACAUAAAGAAGAAAGAAAUUUGUUAAAGGCCCUAAAUUCAUUUCAUAUUUAUCGAAAUUUAUGGGGUUUGAGUUGACUUUGGCAACACUGACUGUUGCAAAGCGAACGUUCCACCAUUUUGAAUCGUUGGCGGAAGAUCUCCAAGCAGACGCGAGUUCCCCGGGAAGGUUCCUCAAAUUAUGCUGGUACAGUGAACUCGCCGCCGCCAACCACACCGGACAAGACAACUCGGAUUUGACGAAAACCCCCCUGAUUAGACCUGCUAUCGGACUAGACUAUUUCUCGGAUUAAACAAGAAAAGAGCUUACACAAACAACAUAAUGGACGAUUUGCUUUUAAGAAGGCUUAGGCUCAUUAACGACAAACUCACCACAGACCUAGAAGUUAUUCCUGUUACCAUUAAUUCAGAGAACUUAGGGCAGGCUCAAAUUACUUACAGUAAAUUAGAUGCAUCUCUGAAAAGACUUGACAACGACUUGAUGGAGUACUUUCGCUUGGCUUCGACACCUGCUUCUGAUGAAAUAUGUUUACUGAGUGGAUUGCAACUUCAAACAGAGGAGACUUUGGCUGAACUUAAAGUGAAGAUCGACCAAAUAACUUUGAAAGGCAACGCUACAGAGAAACCUCCGGAAGCGAAUGCCUCAUGCCGACUCCCUAAACUUCAGCUGCCGGUGUAUAGUGGAGAUGUGCUCUUUUGGUGUGAGUUCUGGGACUCCUUCAAGAGCAACAUUGAUUCAAGAAAUCUGCCUGAUGUUGACAAGCUCUCCUAUCUUAAAGCCUCGGUGACGGGAGAUGCCAAGAAAGCCAUAGAUGGUCUGUCUACUACUAAUGCUAAUUAUAGAAUAGCCAUAUCAAUCCUGAAGGAGCGUUUCGGCAAGACCUCUCAUCUCAUUGACGCGCAUUAUGCAACACUAUAUAAGGUUAAGAUGGCCAAAAGCACCGCUGAAGACUGUAGAAAGACAUUCAACGAAGUUGAACGAAAUCUCAAAAUUUUGGAAUCAUUAGGUGAAAACAUCAAUCACAAUCAUCUUCGUUUUAUGUUGCUGGAGAAAUUUCCACCCGAUCUAGUUUACGAAAUUAAGCUGAAGGUUAAUGAUGAUUCUAUACAAGAAAUCAGGAACCAAUUAGAUAGAAUUAUUACCGCAAAAGAGGAUGCUGAAAGGAUUUCAGGAAGAAAACGCACGCAUGAAGCAGAAGAUAGUACAGUCGGAACUCUACAUAUAAAUGUGAAACGUGCAAGAAGCGCAUAUCCACCCAAACAGCAACAAGGUCCCCCUAAGAAACAAAAUCCUCAAGGAGGUUUUGAUAGAAGACCGGAAAGGAAGAAUAAGUUUGAUAGUAUUAAUAAACCCAAUAAAUGGAACAGACCAAAACAAACUCCGACUUCUAACAAGGAUCAACCAGAACCUCAGCAGGGCUCUUCGAAGGGGAGAACAGCGUGGACAUGCAUCUUUUGCAAAGGUGAUCAUUACAAUGAUAAGUGCUCUGAAGCUACUACCUUAGCAGAAAGAAAGAAACGACUUGGAAAGAAAUGCUUCAUGUGUUUGAAGUUAGGCCACUUUAUAAAAGACUGCAAGAACAAACGUAAGUGUAGCAUUUGCUGUAGUGAGACACCGCAUAACAGAGCUUUAUGCCAUUUAAAUUUUCAGAAGAAUACUGCAAUGAAGAAACAGUCCUGACGGUUCUAGGAAAGGGAUUCACUACUCUUCAAACUUCUGUUAGGGCUAACCCCCUAGAUGAUAAAAAUAAACAAUAUAAAUAUAGACUUCUUUUAGAUCCAGGCUCUCAGCGCUCCUAUGUCACAUUUCAAACUGCCAAGGAAUUGAAGCUUCCCAUUGAAGAGGAAAGUCAUUUAACUAUAUUUACCUUCGGUGAAGAUCCUCCUAAAGAAAUACAUAGUCCAAUAGUUACUUUACAGUUGCUGUCAAGGACAAAUAAGAAGAUAGUUAUACAAGCCAACUGCGUUGAACGUAUUUCAAGAGGAUACAUACCCACUGUCAAGUUGAAGGACUUACCGGAGUCAUAUAUACUAGCGGAUGACGGCUCGCUAAGCGGACAGGUGCAGAUUCUGGUUGGAAACGAGUACUACUUCAACCUAAUUUACGAGAAGAAAAUACAAUUGGGUAGUAACCUGUUCCUGGUCGAUUCUGCCCUUGGUUGGAUAAUAAGUGGUAGAACAGAACCACAGCUUAGUGACGAGCCCUAUGUAGUGACUUACGCUCAGACUUGUAUAGAAACGAAGCUUCAUCAACCUGACCCACCCCUUUGUGAUGGAGACAUAAAGAGCCUCUGGGAACUAGAAUGUAUAGGUAUUAGUGAUUCACCGAAAGCAACUAGAGAAGAAGAAGCAAUCAAGUAUUUUAAUAAUACCACUCUAAAAUUAAAUAAUCGUUACACGGUAAGCUGGCCGUGGAUAACUUACCCACCGGACCUACCCAAUAAUUAUGGAAU